AUGCCCGCGCCGACCCCAAUCCCUCCAUCCACCGAGGUCCUGCUUCGCUGCUCCGAGUCCGCCGACGUGCGGCUACAGCAAUAUGCCAAGGGAGCUCGGGAAGCAGAGAUUGUCGUAGCUGUCGUCGGAGUCGGUUACGUCGGCAGGCGGCUUGUGCAAUCCUUUUCGACGCAGUUCAAGGUUAUCGCCUACGACAUCUCGUCUGCGACGCUUCGCGCCGCAAGACGUGAGCUAUGCGGCGGCGGCAAUAUCAAGUACGCGACGUGUCCAAUGGACAUGAAGCAGGCCACCCAUUUUCUGAUAGCUGUGCCGACUCUGGUGAAUGAAGAUGCAUCCAUUAAUACAACGCAUAUCAAGGACGCCAUCAACACCGUGGCAACAGUUGCUCAGCAAGGUUCGACUGUUGUUAUCGAGAGCUCUGUGGCCGUGGGCAUGACGAGAAGUCUUCUCGGCCCUAUUGCAGUCUCGUAUGGCUUGUUUGCCGGCAUGUCUCCGGAGCGCGUGGAUCCUGGCCGCACAAAUCCGCCGUGCGCAAACAUUCCAAAAAUUAUAUCUGGACUUGACGACACGGUGCCUGGCUCCCUCGCAUCUAUUGAGCAGGCAUAUGGACAAGUAUUCAGCAGGCUGGUCCCGGUUUCUUCGCCCGAGGUAGCUGAGAUGACGAAACUCUACGAGAACUGCCAACGGAUGAUGUGCAUAGCCUUUGCGAAUGAGAUGGCUGAUGCUGCCCUGUCGCAUGGCAUUGAUCCAUUCGAGGUUUCAAGAGCCGCCGCCACCAAGCCUUUCGGAUAUGCUCCCUUCUCACCGUCGGUGGGUGUUGGUGGUCACUGCAUCCCCGUGAACCCUUACUAUCUAUUGUCCAAUAGCUCUUUUCCGCUAUUGCAGGCCGCUACAGAGACUAUGGCCGCCCGCCCGGCACAGAUUGCCAAGAGAACUGUGGAGGAUUUGAAGCUUUCAACUACUAUGGAUGUUGGCUUAGAGAAAGGUCGAGUUCUUGUUGUGGGUAUGGGCUUCAAAGCCGGUCAGUCAGUGUUGAGUUAUUCCCCAGGCGUGGCGCUCGUGGAUGCGCUGCAUGAGCAAGGCCAGGUUGACGUGAGCUUUGCCGAUCCUCUCGUGAGACAGGAGGAGCUGUCUCACAUCACACGGCUUAGUGAAACUGAAUGGAACCAGAACACCUUGGAAACGUUUGACACCAUCAUCAUAUGCGUUAAACAGCCAGGCCUGGAUUAUCAACUCUUACAACACCUGAGCGGUGUCAGGGUGGACAUAUGGUGCCACUAA
Molecule: messenger RNA, 1281 nt
Organism: Metarhizium acridum CQMa 102
Lineage: Eukaryota; Fungi; Ascomycota; Sordariomycetes; Hypocreales; Clavicipitaceae
Biological process (GO): polysaccharide biosynthetic process
Molecular function (GO): oxidoreductase activity, acting on the CH-CH group of donors, NAD or NADP as acceptor; oxidoreductase activity, acting on the CH-OH group of donors, NAD or NADP as acceptor; NAD binding
Source: RefSeq, a predicted model, not a curated record